AUGACUAUCUACAACAUGUGCACCCAAAAACCUCUUCAUGAUCACUCUCAGCAGUUGUAUGAAAAGUAUCACGAACCAUUCGAGGAGUAUAUUAAGUCAACUGUUAUGCAUGUGUUGAAGGAGAAGCAUGAUGAAUACAUGAUGCAGGAGCCGGCUAAAAGAUGGUCUAACCAUAAAGUUGAUAAAGAACAUGAGGAUUCAGGAUCUUACUACUCUCGCAAAUCAUCAAGCUGGAUCCAUGAAGAUUCUUGCCCUGAUUACAUGUUGAAGCACAUGGAUUCUCUUGAUAAUAAACUGGAUCUUCCAUGGGAGUUUUCAGAGGCUAACAAAUCCAAGGAGAUACUCUCUUACUAUCCAUCAAACUACAAGCAGUCUGCGGUGAUUCCUCUUCUUGAUCUUGCACAACAUCAGCAUGGAGGCUGGCUCCAUGUUUCAGCUAUGAAUGUUGUUGGAAAGUAUCACCUGCUCGUUUGUGGCACAACACCUUGCAUGAUCUGUGGUUCACGAGAUAUCGAAUCAGUUUUGCUAGACCAUUUGGGAGUCAAACGCGGUGAAGUCACAAAGGAUGGCUUGUUCUCUGUUAGAGAGAUGGAAUGCAUGGGAUGCUGUGUUAAUGCGCCCAUGAUCACGGUGGAAGAUUAUUCCAAUGGAUCACAAGGAUAUACAUACAACUAUUUCCAUGAAACUCAAGACCCGAAGAGGAUCAAGUGCGGACCUGAAGGAGGAAACACGACACUGCUCGGCGAGCCAAAGCCACUACAGUUCCGUGAUCUGGAUGCUUGCUAA
Brassica napus (rape) is the source of this 786-nucleotide messenger RNA. Its product is annotated as NADH dehydrogenase [ubiquinone] flavoprotein 2, mitochondrial-like. Gene Ontology annotation, molecular function: NADH dehydrogenase activity. Gene Ontology annotation, biological process: mitochondrial electron transport, NADH to ubiquinone. The record is from RefSeq and is a predicted model, not a curated record. The coding region runs from base 1 to 786 and encodes 261 amino acids. The transcript has 10 exons. Lineage: Eukaryota; Viridiplantae; Streptophyta; Magnoliopsida; Brassicales; Brassicaceae.